Molecule: messenger RNA, 1617 nt
Organism: Thalassophryne amazonica
Lineage: Eukaryota; Metazoa; Chordata; Actinopteri; Batrachoidiformes; Batrachoididae
Gene: naf1
Product: nuclear assembly factor 1 homolog (S. cerevisiae)
Exons: 9
Coding region: 118-1353 (411 amino acids)
Biological process (GO): box H/ACA snoRNP assembly; ribosome biogenesis; pseudouridine synthesis
Cellular component (GO): sno(s)RNA-containing ribonucleoprotein complex
Molecular function (GO): RNA binding
Source: RefSeq, a predicted model, not a curated record
UUUUGAAGGUUGGUGUCGGAUGUGCUAUGGUUUAUUCUGACUGUCUAGACGACGCCACUUUCACUUUGGAACUUCAUUCAUGUGGCAUCUUCACAGCGUGGAUUUAUAAACAGACAAAUGGAUGAAAAGCAGCCAGAGGAGAAAGAAGAAACAUUACCAGGGAUCAAGGAUGAGGAAGAGAUAAUGGAAAUUAACACAUGUGAUGUGCAAAAUGUUAUCCUCUCUCAUGAGGAGGCAGAUAAGCCAUCUGAAAAGACAGAUCCAGAGACUAAAACAGGAGAGGCUGUCACAGAUUUCUCAGCACUGCCUGAGAAUAGUUUGUGGAGGAAAGAGAUUGAAGUUGAUAGUUCAGAGGAUACAGACAGCAGCUCUUCUUCUUCCUCUAUGUCUUCUCCCUGCGUCUCUGGGAUUGUUGACGAUGAAGAUGAUGAAGGUUUUAGCCAACCGGCUCCCAUCAAAACAUGCAAUGAAGUUUUGCUUGAUGAGCUUCCACCAGUUGAGGAGAUGUCUGUGUCCUUACCAGAGGGUGCUGUACUGCAGCCAGUGGGGACGAUCUCCAGCAUUAUACAGCAGCUUGUAAUUAUUCAGUCUCUGAAGGACAUGCCCCCUCUGACGGAUGACAGCUUCAUCUUUAAUGCUGACAGACUGGCUGUGGGCAAGGUUUUUGAGGUGUUUGGUCCAGUGUCUAGCCCGUUGUAUAUAAUCCGAUUUAACACUGAAGAGGAAAUAAAGAGCAAGGGGCUAACAGUGGGACUGACUGUUUUUUGUGCACCGGCCAUCAAAGAGUAUACCAGCUUUGUCAUCACACAACAUCUUCAACUUUUAAAGGGAUCUGAUGCCUCAUGGAAGAAUGACCAGGAACCACCAGAAGAGGCAUUAGAUUACAGUGACGAUGAGCAGGAGCAACAGGCAAAGAGGAAACGGAAACACAAUUCUCAAAAGCAGAGGGAGGGGAACCACGCCGCUAAUCCUGGUGCAACUACCCACAAUGUCCUGCAACAUCAGCAGCCUGAUGUCAGAGCAAGACACACGAGAUUCAGGCAGCACAGCCUGACACACGAGCAGCCGCCGGUCCAACAAGCCCACCCACCACCUGAAUACCCACAAAUACCUCCAGUGUACCUCCCCCCUCCCUGCCCCUACCCUCCCCCUCCUCUUCCUCCUCCACAACCACCUCAUGCUGCCCCGCCCAUGUACCCUCCUUACCCUCCUCCUCCUCUCCCAUCUUUUUUCAGCCCUCCACCUUCCUCUUCUCCUGUCACAUCUUUUUACAGCCCUCCACCCUCCUCUCCUUUCUGGCCUUAUUCUACGCUUCCGCCUCCGCCGCCACCUCCUCCUCCUCCUCCUCAGUGAUGCCUGACAUCUACCCUGUACAUGUGCAGACUUUCUUUCUCUCUCUCAAUUUAUAAAGUACAAUAUGUUAAAGUCAUCCACGUGUCCAAUCUGUGGCUCAGGCCGCUCACUGCGUCCUUCAAAUGCUGAUGUUGACAAGAUCAGAAUGUUCAAACAUACUGCUUUGCCGGCCUGUGCAGUUCAUCCCCUUUACAUUUUUCAGCCUCAUGCUAAACUUAAAAAAAAAACAAGAGAGAAAAUCCUUCAUCAACCAAUGUUUAUUAC